AUGUCUGACUUAGAGACGGAAGAUCUAGACAGUUCAAUAAAUAAUGGAAUUGUUGAAGGAGCUUACCCUGUCAAAUUAUCUCGGAAAACACAGGAAAAUAUUGAAUGUGUAGUAAACAUCGAUAUAUCAACACAGCAGCCUCUGAAAUUUGUUUCUGUUGAAACUAUUCUUGAGGAUUAUGAUCAUUUCAAGGAAAACUCUGACUUUUCUUCUGUUAUUCAGGUCAUAAAAACCUGCAAUCUGACUGAUGUUCUGCUUGUGCUUAAUCGUAUCCCUGGAAAUAUUAAUAAUUUUUUACUUUGCGCCACUCAGGAUGCGAUACAGGAAUACUUAAGGCGUGAAGAAGAUUCUGAAUCGGGCCUUUUGGAUUUAGUUUCUGAGUAUACCUAUAAACCACCAUCACCCAACCCAUGGCAGGGUUUGGGAAGUGACAAGGAAAUAGAAAAUGACUGGGUGAAAGAUUGUAGACCAAGGAUUCAUCUGAACAUAAAGUUAGCGUUGAGAAAGCCUGACUUUAAAUUCUCUGAUCGAGGAGUUGAAGAUGUUAAGGAUGGAUAUGUGAGUUGUGAGCCUUUUCAGGAUGCUACUAAAUGGAGUGAGGUUAGGUCAAUGGAGAGAGGAAUGCAAGCUGUUCCUAUUCUAAUGGAAAACGGAACUCAAACCCAUUUAACUCAUCCAAAGAGUGUUUACAUUCAAUAUGAAUCCAGAUCGUUUUCCGAUGAUGAAAUGAGGAAAGCUAUGUCAUCUGACAAAUUUAAAAGCUUUAUCACUAAAGCUGAAAAUCUAAUUGAGAUGGCUCAAUCAGAGGGAGAUAUAAUGGGAAAUAUACGUGAAGACGUAGAACAGUUUUAUCUGAGAGACCAUGUUGAGGAAAAGAUAGAAACUCAAAUGAUCGAAUUUCUUUCACUUUCCGAUCUGGUCUUCUCUAGGAAUAAAAGAGUAAAGGCAGUAGAGUGGCACAAACAUUUUAAUCAUAUCACCGCAAUGGCUUGCGUUGAUAAUUUAAGAUCAGGGCCAUUUGGAAGAAGUUAUGGAUAUUCAGUGGGUUCCAAAUUCGAUAAGAUAUGACCAAGAAAGUUCUUUUCCUAAAGAGUCCUCAGGUAUGGGAAAUUAUCCCCAGCAACUUAUGAGCUGUGCACGUGAAAACUAUAUUCUAGUUUGGCAGAUUGACAUCAAGCCCGUUGAAAGUGCUGAAACCUCAUUUAACUCUUCAACUCUAAAUAGAAGCGUGAAGGACCGCAGAGAAAGUUUUAAGUCUGAGUCUUCUAAGUAUAAGCAAGUGAUCGGACGCUACACGCACCUAGAGUUAAAAUGGAAACCAAUAUAUAAAUUGGGAUUUUUAAAACCAGACAGCGUUGAAGAAAGGUUUCAUCCAAUGUGUCUCCAGGCAUUUGCCAUUUUAGACAGACCUGAACAUGUAGAUUUGCAUAGUUUACAACCUGGAGGAAGUGUAGCAUCAUCAAGGAGAAGCAGUGUCAGCAAUGCUUCAUCUAAAGAUGAAAAGGUAAGCAAUUCGUCAAUGGAACAUCAUAAGAAUAAAGACAAGAGUUCGAAUCAACCUUUAAUCACAGCUGUUCCGACAUUUCUUCUUGCAGGCACCCUUCAGGGAGCUGUUUUCCGUGCUAAUGUUUCUGUUAACAAAAUAAAUUCAGAAACCGGAGAAUUAACUGUGAAUAUGCAAUGGUAUAAGGUUGUCCAUGACGGUCCUGUGAAUGCUGUAAGUAGGUCACCACAUUACUCUGAUUUGAUCUUAACAGUGGGAGGAAAUCUUUUGAUAAUCUGGAGAGAAACUGAGUUAAACCAACCCCUUAUUGUAAAGUCUAGUGAUCAGUUUGGGUUGACAAAAGGAUGUUGGUCUCUUUCUCGACCAAGCUUAGUGUAUACAUCUUGUGAGGAUGGCACCAUUCAAUGUUGGAGUAUGCUUGCAGGAGGGAACUCUCCAAUUCAUGAACAAAACAUCUCAGGAUAUACCAUUACCUGCAUUACAGGUUAUGAAGUUGUUGAAGAUGAAAAUCAAUAUUUAUCUACAGCUGAUACAACAGGAAGUGUUCGGCUUCUCAAAUUACCGCCAAAUCUUCAAGAUAUUGGGCUAACAGAACGGGAGGACACAGAGGAGUUUACUCAACGCGAAACAGAGAGGCUGAAAUUCAUGGAAGAAAGAGCAGGAAGUGAAGAGAAAAAGGAGAAAAUAAUUAUUAAAGAAAAGGAGAAAAAAGAGGAGGCAAGUUUGUAA
Messenger RNA from Eurytemora carolleeae, 2233 nucleotides. RefSeq names its product WD repeat-containing protein 63 (gene mmm). Gene Ontology annotation, biological process: inner dynein arm assembly; cilium movement involved in cell motility. Gene Ontology annotation, molecular function: dynein heavy chain binding; dynein light chain binding. Lineage: Eukaryota; Metazoa; Arthropoda; Copepoda; Calanoida; Temoridae. Gene Ontology annotation, cellular component: inner dynein arm. The record is from RefSeq and is a predicted model, not a curated record.